CACAGGGGCUGAGCGAUGCCAUUAGAAAGUUCCUGCAGCUGGAAGAGUUUCAGUGGACUAUAGCCUCAGCAACGCCCUGUGCGCCCUCGGAGCAACCACCCUGCUGUUUUCUGCGCUCUCCUCAAAGCAGCUCAGUCCAGCGGGAGAGGGGGAGGGAGGGAUUCCUUGUUUCUUUUUGUUUUAAAUAAUUCCGGAGCGCUUCUUUCACCAUGAGCGCCGGACAAAGCUACGAGAAGAAGAUCGCGAGUAUUCUGACAGAUCUUCCCGGAUCUAUGAGCUGCCACCCGAGCUCCAAGGACUCUCCGACGCUGCCGGAGUCCUCGGUAACGGACAUGGGCUACUACAGCGGACAGACGGCCCACGGCCACCACGAGUAUUAUCAGAGCCAGGCGUACGGACAGCCCAUGAACUCUUACCACCAUCAGUUCAAUUUGAACGGCAUGGGAGCGGCUGGAGCGUACGCCACCAAAUCAGAGUAUCCCUACACGAACAGCUACAGACAGUACGGACAUUACAACAGAGAUCACCUGCAGGCCUCACCUCCGGGCUCAGUCAAAGAAGAGCCAGAGCCCGAGGUCCGCAUGGUGAACGGAAAGCCCAAAAAGAUCCGCAAGCCGAGGACCAUUUACUCCAGUUACCAGCUGGCCGCCCUGCAGCGGCGCUUCCAGAAGGCGCAGUACCUCGCCCUGCCGGAGAGAGCGGAGCUGGCGGCCCAGCUCGGCCUCACCCAGACGCAGGUCAAGAUCUGGUUCCAGAACCGGAGAUCCAAGUUCAAGAAGCUGUACAAAAACGGCGAGGUUCCCCUGGAGCACAGUCCCAACGCCAGCGACUCCAUGGCCUGCAACUCCCCGCCCUCCCCCGCCGUGUGGGAGGGCAGCAGCACCCCUCAGAGCACGCCGAUCAGCCGAGCCCAGGUGCCGCAGCCUGCGCACAGCUCGUCGCCGCCCUACCUGGAGGAUUAUACCAACCACUGGUACCAGCAGGGAUCCCACCUACAGCACCCGGGCACCGUCCACCACCCGGUGCCGCAGCAGAGCGUGGGAGCGGUUUACUGACUCGGACUCGGGGAAAGAUCCAGCCCGCGUUUCUCCGGGCUCUCCCCACAGUGACUCUGCAGAGCCAGCCGUUCGAGGAGGCCGGAAACCAAAAAGCCCGCGUUCAAUCUCUGGAGGACUCGCAGAGUGUUCUGAGCUGGUUUUCCAGCUCAGAAAAAGCACAUAAGGGAUUUCUAAUCACUUUUGGCAGCAUAUUUAACAGGCAUCUGGCGUGUUCUAUAAAUUAUUUAUCACCUCUAUCAUAUACUUAACUCAUUUUGUAAAUGAAUAUGCAAAGUCUCUUUUUAAAAAAACGAAAAACAAAAAAACAAAACAAGUAGCCUGGACACAAAAAUCACAAAACUGUGCUGCAACCAACCAUGCAUGGCUUUGUGGAGAACUUUAAGGAAAUAGAAAAAGGAACUCAGGACAUAUUUAUAAGGAUUUGUACAAAAAAAUACUGAAGGUUGUAAAUAAGUGUUUAUACAUAUAAAUAUAUGCAGAACCACUAUGAUCAUAAUUGAACCAGAAAGACUGCACCAUGGUGCUACCGGACCGUUUUUAUAUCCAUGUACUGAGUCAAACUGUUGCCUUCCUGUCUGAUGAAUAAAGGUGUAAAUUGCA
Messenger RNA from Fundulus heteroclitus (mummichog), 1658 nucleotides. It is a transcript of the gene dlx3b, whose product is annotated as distal-less homeobox 3b. NCBI's taxonomy places the organism in Eukaryota, Metazoa, Chordata, Actinopteri, Cyprinodontiformes, Fundulidae. Gene Ontology annotation, biological process: regulation of transcription by RNA polymerase II; epithelial cell differentiation; embryo development. Gene Ontology annotation, molecular function: RNA polymerase II cis-regulatory region sequence-specific DNA binding; DNA-binding transcription factor activity, RNA polymerase II-specific. The record is from RefSeq and is a predicted model, not a curated record. The transcript has 3 exons. Bases 210 to 1055 code for a protein of 281 amino acids.